This is a messenger RNA of Pistacia vera, 1078 nucleotides long. Its product is annotated as stem-specific protein TSJT1. Bases 163 to 927 code for a protein of 254 amino acids. The transcript is spliced from 4 exons. The record is from RefSeq and is a predicted model, not a curated record. NCBI's taxonomy places the organism in Eukaryota, Viridiplantae, Streptophyta, Magnoliopsida, Sapindales, Anacardiaceae.
CCAUCACACUGAGAUACAGCACACUUUACACAAUAAAAGAUAACAUAUUGAUGCCAACUUACACUUCACACUCAACCUUAUAAAUAACAUGAACAAGUUUCUGUGUAGGAUCAUCACCAUCUGUGAAAUCAGUAAUCAAAUUUUUUGUUAAUUUAUUCAAACAUGUUGGCAAUUUUCCACGAGGCGUUUGCUAACCCACCUGAGGAGCUCAACAGUCCCGCAUCUCACAAUGGUUCCAAGAGGCCUAAACUUCCUGAAGAAACUCUCCAGGACUUCCUUUCUCAUCACCCUCUCAACACUUGCACCAUGAACUUUGGCCAUGCAGCUGUUCUUGCUUAUGUGCGCCCUGAAACUCCUUUCCCUCCUCAUCAAAGGUUGUUUUGUGGGUUUGAUGAUAUAUAUUGUGUGUUCCUGGGGAGCUUGAACAACUUGAACUCACUCAAUAGGCAGUAUGGUUUGGCAAAGUCAAGCAAUGAGGCGAUGUUUUUAAUUGUUGCAUAUCGAACCCUUCGCGACAGAGGUCCAUACCCGGCUGAUCAGGUUGUUAAGGAUCUUGAAGGAAGCUUUGCUUUUGUUGUUUAUGAUAGCAAGACUGGUACUGUCUUUGCUGCACUGGGUUCUGAUGGUGGAGUUAAACUCUACUGGGGUAUUGCAGCUGAUGGCUCUGUGGUGAUUUCUGAUGAUUUAGAGGUCAUAAAAGCCGGCUGUGCCAAGUCAUUUGCUCCUUUUCCCACAGGAUUCAUGUUUCACAGUGAGGGAGGAUUGAUGAGCUUCGAGCAUCCAAUGAACAAGAUCAGGGCAAUGCCGAGGAUAGAUAGUGAAGGAGUUCUGUGUGGAGCCAAUUUCAAGGUUGAUGUUUACACAAGGGUCAACAGCAUUCCGAGGGUAGGGAGUGAAACUAACUGGACUCACUGGGACCCACAUUAAACGACUGUCAUUUGUCCACCCAUUGCACUGAAAUCACUAGCUCUUUUUUAUUUUUAUUUUGCCUUCAAAUAAUAAGACCAAAAGUUUUGUAGGUUUUUUCCUUGUUUUGAAUUUCUAUUGCCACUGUUAUUAUGUACAUAGUGAUUAUUCA